Peromyscus californicus insignis is the source of this 3644-nucleotide messenger RNA. It is a transcript of the gene Lmntd2, whose product is annotated as lamin tail domain containing 2. Gene Ontology annotation, cellular component: lamin filament. The coding region runs from base 1526 to 3556 and encodes 676 amino acids. NCBI's taxonomy places the organism in Eukaryota, Metazoa, Chordata, Mammalia, Rodentia, Cricetidae. The transcript is spliced from 13 exons. Gene Ontology annotation, biological process: chromatin organization. Gene Ontology annotation, molecular function: structural constituent of chromatin. The record is from RefSeq and is a predicted model, not a curated record.
UGAUCAACGCGGAAGCGCGUCGGCAGCUGCGUUCGCUCUGGGCUGCUUAGCCCAGGUGUGUUCCCAGCUCCAGAGCGGACUUCCUCAACAGACUUUCAGUGUGACUGGUCUCCGCCCACCGAGAGGGAUCCUGACUGCAACCCUGCAACUCUGACAUGUACCCGAGCGCAACAUUCGCCCUUCCUUCACCAGCCCCGUAGGCUAGGCCUCUCCAUCCCUGCUUUCUUAGGAAUCUGUAGCCGAGAACACCAGUUAGAGAGGACGUGAAUGUCUCCCGCCCGCCAUCCGAGGGAGGUGGAGUUUAGGGGCCGGCUGACCUGGUGGGCUCUGUAGCCCUGGUGGGGGAGGGGACCGUUCCUGAGGCUGCCUGCGACAAAGACCCUGGGGUCUUUGUUUGAAGCUCCAUCCUCUCCCCUCCCCCAGUGGGCCCAGUGCCCUCCAGAGCAGCCCUUCUCUCCCUGAAGCGGGCCCCUGCCUUAACGUCUUCCCUGUGUCUCAACGGGCUAAAUCCAGCCAGUCCAGCCCCACGUGCUCUGUCCCAAUCACAGAGAGCUGUGGGAGGAGGUACUCGUGCUCUUGUGGCCAUAAGGAAGCAAAUGUUGGAAGUAUGGAGCUGGGGAAGGGACAAGGUAGAAGGGGCCUCUCCUGGGCCUCACUUCUGUUCUGAAGCAGAAGCAAUGUCCCCCAGGGUUCACUAGUGGAACCACCAUUGGGAGAGCCCAGAGGUACAGAGAUAGACACAGGAAGAUAAGGCUUCCAAGGGUUAGGUAGAUGGCUAUCAGACAUAGGCUCAUUUAUAGGCUAGAGUUAGCACAGCCACUCCAGUCUCUUACCACCAUCCUCAACUGCUCCCUUAAUCAUCUCAGAUCCCUAGGACCAUUUACACACUUAACACACACACACAUAUUCAAUUCACUCACAGGACACCAUUCCCCAGUACCUGCCUAUCACCACUGGCUAGGGAUGGGUUCCAGGGCUUAGCUGAGCUUACAUAUCUAAACCUCACUGGCACAGAAUGCACUCAUGGCCCUGCGUCUCCCUGGAGGCUCCUGGUAACAGACACCCUCCCCCCAGGUGCAGAAAUCCAUGGCAACAGUAUAGAACACUUCCCUCUCUAGGCCUUCUGUGGGUUUAGGCCUCAGGUGAGUGUGGGGGUGAGUUUCUGGUUUGGAGGCACAUGAAUAAGGGUUAUAGGCAAAAGCUUAGCACCUCUGAUCUUAGCUCUAGGCUGAGCUUUAGGGGGACAAAGAGGAGACAUCAGGGAAUAUAUGUACAUACUUGGGACGUGCUUCCUGGGAGGUGACCUGCUGUCCUAGCCUGAAACAUACAGAGGAGGACACUCAUAUGACCAGCAGUCCUGUGUCCUGUUGGGUAGGCACAUGUGUAGAUCCCCUCAGAGAGAACUGGCAAAUGCUGCCUGGGCCUCUCUGACACCCAAAGAGAGCCCCAUGCGUUUCCCACACCUGGGACACAGGGCAGAUUCCAUCCUACCUCCUUCCUUUCCAGCUCCUGACCAACAUCGAGCAUGGCCCCUAAGUCUUGCCAGGAGUCUGAAGAUGAGCAGGUGUCCCCAGCUCCAGCAGGUGUAAAGCCAGACAGCAGUGACUUAGAGUCCCCAGUUGGCACACCUGUGGACACAGUGGCUCCUUCGAGUUCCCAGAGCAGUAAGCCCUACUGCGCAUCCAUACCAGUAGGCUGCUCUUUCAAGCAGCAGUUAGCUCCUGAAACCCUGGACCCACGUACCCUGAGACUGUUAUGGGAACAGAGAGAACUAGAGAUCCAGGCACUUCGGUGGGCUGUCCAGAAUAGCCAGAAUGCCCGAUACUACCACAUCCUGCAGGAGGUGGCAGGGAUUCCCCCUGAGCGAAGGGCUGAGAUUGCCCCUCCUACCAGGCACUCCAAAAGUCAAGACAAAUUCCUGCAGAACCAGGUCCAGAAGCUUACGCUGGAGCUGAAAGCCCAGAAGGAACAUGCUCAGCUGGAGAAAGAGCAGAUGGAGGAGAAACUUCGCCAGAACCUCUGUGCAAUGCAGCAGAUGGAGGCCGAGCUGCAGACCUUCGAGAAAUCAUGCCUUCUACAGCUGGCCCGUUCCUCUUGGGUGGGCCGCGUGAUUCGGUCUCAGACAGGCAGUGUAGAGGUGGUUACUGCAGAGGUUCUAAGAGACCCUACUGACUCCUCUGAUUAUGUUGAGGUUCCCUCUGGCACGGAGGGUUUCCGAUUGGAGGAUGUAGAUUGGAACAGCGUUGCCCAACGAUAUCCCAACCUCUUCUCCAACAUGAGUUUCCACUCAGAACAAAAGCUGCUCCAGCCCCACCCGUCCUACGAUAUGGAUACCUGGGACUCGGAGUACGCCAUCAAGUCUAUGGAGAAGCCUGGCAAAAUCCUGGAGUGGAGCGCCUUGCCUUUGGUAGACUCCAGCAGCUCAGGGGGAACCGACUCUGACUCUAACAGCUACCAGAUAGUUCAGCAUUCUGGAACAAAGAAGGUGUCGGACCACCCGGCCCAGGGAACAGACUUAGCUGCUUCUGAGCAGAUUCAGGAGUGCACUAGGAGCUUCAGUGGACACAUGGAAGAUCCCCAUAAGAGGCGCUCAGCGUCGUUCAGCAAGACUGUUCUGGAGUCCUGUACAGACCUUCACCACCAGUACGCAAGGCCCCAGCUGAACCUACUUGGCUGCUCCUUGAAGAUCACUGCCGUCAGCCACCGAGAGAAGUUCAUCCGCAUCCUCAACCAGUCUCAGGCCGAGACUGUCGACCUGGGUGGCUUUGUUCUGAAGCAGCUUGUGAGGGACUUCCCCGUGUGCAUGUACCGAUUCCCGCCUGGUACUCUGCUAGCCCCACAGCACCAUAUCACGGUAUGGGGCGAAGGAACUAGCAGGACCAAGAAGCAGCUGCCAGUGUCCUCGGGCCAGGACCCCUUCUACUUCCAAUCCAGUCGAGGCUGUGUGACAGUACUAGUCAACCCUCAAGGCCAGGUCCUCAGUGAGCAUCAAGCUGCACCCUGCAUGACCCUGGGCUCGAAGAUCUUCAAAGACAACACUGACUGGUCCAUUGACCGCUUCCCGCUCUCAGAGUCCGAGCCCAAUGCUGACCCUGGCGAAGAGCAGCGUCGUCCUCCAUCCCCACACAAGGGCAGGGUGCGGGGUGCUGGGACCAGGCGCAAGAAGCCGGGGCCAGGUGUUCGCCAGCAAAGGCUCUCCCGCGCCAGCACUAGUGGACAGAGGACUUCAGGAUCUCUUCGCCCCAACGAGACACGGGAUAUCUUGCCGCUCCUGAGCACCCGCAAGCUUCUUUACCCUGGGGAAGUUCCUGCACAGCAGGAAGGUGUGAAGCCGGAGACAUCUGAGCUCCUCCCUGCAAUCCCAGAGUGUGCCUCAAGAAUGUGCCUCGAGGACUCGCUGGGUAGGCAGGAGCGGAAGGUCCAGGUGUGCCGGAAAAGCGUGGACCUGAGUUGCCCCAUGGUGGCCCUGUCAGUACAGAGCACAGCCGAGAGCAGAUAUGGCUUCCGCUUCCUCUGCUACCCUCCUAUCACCGAGGACUUGUCUCGGCGGUUGUAGGGCAGCCAGGCCAGGCAGGCAGUGCCAGCUGCAUAAUUUAUUGAACCAACCGUUGCUUACAAAGUAAAGCACAUUUCUGCACACUUGA